Molecule: messenger RNA, 591 nt
Organism: Aureobasidium melanogenum CBS 110374
Lineage: Eukaryota; Fungi; Ascomycota; Dothideomycetes; Dothideales; Saccotheciaceae
Product: putative methionine-R-sulfoxide reductase SelR
Exons: 3
Coding region: 1-591 (196 amino acids)
Biological process (GO): response to oxidative stress; protein repair
Molecular function (GO): peptide-methionine (R)-S-oxide reductase activity
Source: RefSeq, a predicted model, not a curated record
AUGCGUUUUCUCCCAACCGUCGUUCGCAGUUUCUACGCCUUUUCCAACGCCACUUUUCGAGUAGCACCCCCACCUCUCAGACCAGCUCUUGGGCCUACCGCGAAACUGGGUCUUCCUAGCAUUCCUUUCCUCGGAGCUUUCUUUGGAACCUCUUCUUCAAACAAUAUGACCUACCCAUUGCAGAAGGGCAAGGACGAGUGGCAAGCUCAGCUUAGCCCUGAGCAAUUCCGCAUUCUCCGCGAAAAGGGCACCGAGGCCCCCUACAGCAGCGACUUUGACAAGCACAUGCCCUCCGAGGGUGUCUACACCUGCGCCGGCUGUGAAGCUCCUCUCUACAAGGCAAACCACAAGUUCAAGUCUGGCUGCGGCUGGCCUGCCUUUUUCGAUGCUGUUCCUGGUGCUGUGACCAGACAUGUCGACCGUACUUUUGGUAUGGAGCGUACUGAGAUUGUUUGCUCCAACUGUGGUGGACAUCUUGGUCACGUCUUCAAGGGAGAGGGAUAUCCUACCCCUACUGACGAGCGUCAUUGCGUGAACGGAGUCUCGCUCAACUUCAACAAGAACGACCCUGUCAAGGACUCAAAGGCCUAA